AUGUCCGAUUCGGACAGCGAUUUAUUCCGGAGACGCGAGUCUCAACAACCGGAGCCGGCCAGCAGCCCACCGAGCGGCCGGCGCAGGAGCACUCGUCUCACAAGGCGCAGCGGCUCCACUACGAACGAGCGAGAAGAAAUUCUCACUCAACUACAGAACCGCGGCGUGACUGCCGCACCGGGGCUCCCUCUCUCACAGCUGCGGGACUUGGUGAAACACACAGCGGGAGGGGAGCGCAGCGAUCCCUCCCCGCCUCCCGCGCCAGGACGGAAGCGGACCCGGAAGUCGGGACCAAUACAGCCGCCGCAGGCAAGGCGGAGGAAAACUGCUACCCGGUCCAAUUCUCCACCAACGACGGCAGGCACGUCGGGCCCAGACGCCGUGGUAAUCGCAACACUACAAACAUUGGUCAACACGAUGGGCACCAUAGAGGCGCACCUGCAGCACCUAGGGGACAGGCAGCCCACUCCAUCCACCUCAUUCGGCGCAGGCAUCCAGGAUUCCAGAGGGCCCAUGGCCGGCAUGGUGGUUCAACCCUCUACAUCGGCACAAGGGGAAGCGGCGCAGCAUUCUUUGGCAUCAGCGGUACCUGAUCGCCCACAGGAUAGAAGGCAGGAGUUAGACACCUACAUGGCACUGAUCGGUGAUCUCGGCGUCAAUUACGGGGGUCACGUGUUCUAUCGGUACCACAAAGCCUUCGCUAGGAAAGCAGCAUUAUUCAUUAGGCAACACAAUAUCCGGCUAGCUUGGUCCGUAAUGGACAUGGAGAUACUGCUGAUGGUUGCCGGGGGAGUGCAACCACUGGCGUGCAGUAUGUGCGGCCGUACGGGUCACCAAGCACCGUUUUGCCCGGCGGCAGCAUUGCAGUCAACAUCCCAGGGGCACGCCGCACAACCACCGCUGCGGCAACAGCCUGUGCAAGGAGGCGCAUCCAAGGUCUGUAUGCUCUCGGCGCGCGGGCAGGCUCCCGCGGGGGGGGCCACGUGGUUCAAAAACAUUUUGAGAAUACACCCCUCAACACCUAUCGACAUUGCGGCACUAGCAAACGAGCUAUCUUCGCACCCCGACCGGGGGUUUGUGAAUCACUUGCUCACAGGCUUAUCACAGGGGUUUCACGUAGGAGUCGUCGCGGAGCCCACCAGAACGUACAUUGCUAAGAAUCUGCAAUCCGCGAGGGAAGAGCCAGGGACUGUCGCCAACCUAAUCAAAGAAGAGGUAAGGAGGAAGUACAUCGUGGGCCCCUUCAAGGCAGCACCAUAUUCGGUAUUUCGCACCAAUCCAGUAGGCAUUGCCACGGGCAAAUACUCGGGGAAGAAAAGAUUAAUUCUUGAUCUGUCUGCCCCUCAUGCGAGAGCCGUUCCGAGCAUCAACAGCCUUAUCCCCCCAGAGCUAUUUUCCCUCCACUACAUUUCAGUCGACAAUGCCAUAAGCUUGAUUAAAAGGGCCGGCCAAGGCGCAUGGCUUUCUAAAGUGGACGUAAAAGACGCAUUCAAAAUAGUACCCAUACACCCGGCUCAAUGGCAUCUCUUCGGGAUCCGGUGGGAGGCGAAGUUCUACUUCGCCGUGCGGCUGACGUUUGGGUGCAGGAGCAGCCCGUGCAUCUUUAACAAAGUGUCCGAAGCACUCUGUUGGAUCCUGCUGAAUAGGGCCAAAAUCCCGUCAGUACUCCACCUGCUGGACGACUUCCUGGUGAUAGAUUCCCCGCGGGACGGGUCAGGUUGCUCGCUACGGCGAGUGGAACAGUGCUUUCGUUCACUGGGCGUCCCAUUAUCAGAGGGGAAAACAAUGGGGCCAGCGACACGGCUAGAAUUCUUAGGCAUCACACUGGACACAACCGACAUGAAGGCAUCUCUUCCCAUGGCAAAGUUGCAGCGCAUCCGUGAGUUUACCAAGCUAUGCCGUGACACGGGAACCAUUAGCAAGCAGCAGCUACUCUCCCUUCUAGGCCAUCUCAACGUUGCCAUGAGAGUAAUUCCGCAAGGGCGCUCAUUUAUUUCUCGGCUGCUGGACUUAGCGUCCUCGGUGUCCAGGUUGCACGAGCUCGUAACACUAGAUCACGGUUGUCGAUCCGACCUCCGGUUCUGGUCUCGCCUGCUCGAUCACUGGAACGGCGUAACAUUCUUUUACAAUGAGAUCGUGGAGUCUGCAGAUUCACUGCAAUUAUUCACAGAUGCGGCGCCAUCUGUGGGUUUUGGGGGAUUCUAUCAAGGCCAGUGGUUCGCCAGCCACUGGCCAACCGCUUUUUGCAGGUUCGAAACAUCGAUAGCGCUGUACGAGAUCUACCCAGUGGCGGUGGCCUGUUUCAUCUGGGGACGACACUGGACCCGCAAGCGCAUCUCCAUCAUGUGUGACAACCAGGCAGUGGUGGACAUUGUCAACAAAGGCCGCUCCUCGGCCCGAGACAUCAUGCCAUUCAUGCGAGGCAUCACGUGGUCCGCCGUCACCAACAACUUCAUCAUCACUGCCCGGCAUGUGCCCGGACGGCAUAACAAACUGGCUGACUCACUUUCCCGUUUUGAUUUUCAGACUUUCCAGAGGCUCUGCCCCGAGGCCCACGAAGCACCUGUUACAGUCCCUCCGUGUCGCACCCUGAUGCUCUCAUAGGACAAGGUCAGAUA
Messenger RNA from Gasterosteus aculeatus aculeatus (three-spined stickleback), 2618 nucleotides. The record is from RefSeq and is a predicted model, not a curated record. Lineage: Eukaryota; Metazoa; Chordata; Actinopteri; Perciformes; Gasterosteidae.